AUGCAGGUACCGGUGACGUACCAUGUUUCCUCACACAGCUCAGGCACCGUUGAUCCGACUGAUAACGCGUUGGAAAAGGCAACAAAUAUAGUAAAGUUUGAUUUCAAUCGCAUUCCCCCAGUAGUUCCCGAGCUCACCGUUCUUGAGUAUUUGAACCACCACACCAACCUUAAGCAUCCAUCACCACCACCCCACUCUCAAUCACAUCCAUCAACCAUGACUCGCUCUCACAAGUUCACUGACCGUGACCACGCCGGCAUUGCCGAUGGCACUGCUGAGCGUGAGACGAGACUUCCCAAGUACUUCGCCAAAUCCGGCCAUGCUGAUUCCGACCCGACCAAGACCAAGAAGGGCGGUAGCGGCAAGGGCAAUUGGGGUGCUGCCGGUGAUGAGGUCGAAGACAUUAGGCCCAACAUGGCCUAUGCCCGCCGCCGAAGCAACUCGUCUACACACAACAUGAAGGACUUCAAGACCAAGUUCGAAACCAUCGAGGCCGACCCCGUCUUCGAAGAAGAGAUCCACGGCCCCAUGGGUGAGGAGCUUGAGAAGCAGAGCACCACGUCCACCGAGCACAGCGUUGCUGAGGAGGAACACGACAAGAAGUUUGUCUCGCCUGUGGAUAGUGUUAAACGUCGAAUGGAUCAUUGGAUCCCUGUCUCCAACAACAUUAACCCACGCAAUCUUCUCAACUUGCCAAUCAACCACCAAGGCAGCGAAGAGCCAACACCAUCACCGGCGCGCUCUUUCGCGUGUUUCCUGGAUUCGACUAUCCCGCCCAUCAUGUUCUCACCCGAGGCUUCCAUUCAGAGCGCGCGCAGCUCUCUGCGCAACCCCCGGCGCCGCCAGCGCAAGGACUCGGAUGGCCCUCAGCAACAACGAAGUCGGAAGCGCAGCAAGCUCAACGACGACAGCUUCAAGGACCCGGCCGUCCCCCAUAUGAAUGGAAAUGGAAGCGCCCUGAUAAACGGCCAUGCCGUCCAGAGCCCUGAGAAUUCGGUUGUGCUGGUCGACAUGCCCGUUCGCGAGAAGAAGACAGCUCCAAAGCGCGCGCCCAAGGAAGACACGGGCUCGUAUCUCAAACUCCCCGGGUUCCCGUCAGCACUACUCCGCCCUUCCACUCCCAUAUAUGCAACUGCUCUUCCAUCUGCCGGCCUUGCGCUCGCCCUCACACACGAACGCGCCCUCGUCUGGGACUACAGCGCCCCGAGCGGUCCUACCAAGGUCAUCUCCCUAAACCUGAACUUCGGUCUGAAAUCGAUUGAGCCUUUGCCUCUGGGCGCCAUCGUUCGCAACGGUCCCACAAAUGACUAUGGUGUUGUCGCACUCGCACCGUCAACAGGAAAGAUUGGCUUUUGGGAAAACAUCGACAGCGCCGACACGCAAAGCCUAUAUCCUCAGCGACAGCAGGGAGUCGAGGGAUUCGUCAAGCUAUACUCUGGAGAGACUAUUACCAACCUGGUGGAUGUCGACCACGCGGGCUACGUACUCGUCUUCAGCAGCGGCAGGCUCGCUCAAUUGACCCUGCGCGAUUCCCAAGGCAGACCGAAUGUCACGACGGCCGUAUUGAGCGCGCCAAAUGGCUCGGGAGGAAGCUUCUUCAGCUUCAAAGGGCUUCUGGGAGCAGCUAUUCGCAAGACCAUAGCUUCAGUCAAGGCACGGACAUCGCAAUCCAAGGGACACAUGGACGUCAUUUCCGUCACAAAGAACGCCCUCUUCCAGACGUGGGAUUUGAGUUGGUCGGGACAACAUAAUCAUCAGCGAGAUGUGGACGUACACGAUGCCAUUCUCUCAGCAGUCCAGGCUCGCACAGCGCCCGAGAUACGCAGCCAGCACCAGAUCCAAGUGCUGGACUUUGCCAUUAUGGACGCACAGCAGGGCCAGGAGGCGGUCGACCUACUUGUUCUGGUGGCUCUGUCUGGACAUGAUUCAUUGGAUUACUUUCUACUCGAAGUAGAGCUAUCUAGGACAGAGGGUACCAUCAACAGGACCAUACCGAUCCGCAACUUCCAGCAACCCCAACUCCAAAAGGAACCUACUGGAACGCUUCUGCUUCCGCAACCUGGACACACCGCAUACGUUCAAUUCCCGGGAGCCAUGUUCGUUGCGUCCCUCGCUCAACCACAGGAGAGCCCGGAAGCACAGCUGCUCGCAGACUCUGGUAGUCUUGUUUUGCCGUUCCAAGACACUGUAUACUUCCGCCCAGAUGUGACUCUCUCUGGCACCGUCAUGGAUACAACAGCACGGAAAGACAAGCGAGCGACCGCACUCAUCUUUGCUCAGCAGUUCGGAAUCUUGCAGAUUAGUGCGCUUCCACCAGCGACGGACGACGAAGACAAGGAACGGCUCAAGGUUACUGCGCGCAGCAAGCUCGAACAAGCUACAUUUUUCAGUAUGGUCCCCGGCAACAUCAUAGACUUCUCCGUAAAGUCACGCUUUUCCUUCGCCGAAGAAGAGACUGCCCAGGCUGCUCUCGCCAUUAGUGCUGGCAUUCUAAGCUCUUCCUACGACUACCUAGAGAAGGCCAUCUCGAACAUGGACGAACAAUUCCAAAAACGCGCCACCGCACUACAAACCCUCGUCUCUCAGCUCCAGACUGAGUAUCCACCAAUGUCCUUCCAGACAAAGUGGCAGCUCUUGUGGCAUGCGGAAAAGCUGAUAGCUGCACAUAAGCUAUGGAACUGGUACCAGGACAAGCUGCAAGACCAACAAGCCAACCCGGAUGCUUACCCGGAGAACAUUCUCAUGAGCGAUAUUGUUAGGGCUCUCAAUGAACGCUACAAGACAGCCAUCAACCGUGAGCAUGGCGAAACUGACAGCAUCCGACAAUUCUUCCUCAAGGACGUCGACUCUAUCCAAACCUUGAUCCCAUGGGGCUGGUUCUAUCUGCGAACCUUUUACAUGAAAGAGGGUGCAAAGGAGACACCAUCAGUAAUGCAGAGGCUGAGUGAGGGUGCUGAUGUUAUGCUCGUCGUUCUGGAGACAGCCUUUGAGUUCCGACAAGCCAACAUUGAGGCGUACGGCCUGGAGUCCGACUCUCUCGAUGAUGGUAUCCUCAAAGCUGAAUACGGCUACGAUAUGCUACCACAAUUCUGGACAUCGUCACACAACAUUGUCAGCUCCCUCCGUAGCUUCAUCGAUGUUGGCCGCAACCUUGCAGUGGAGAAUUACGAAGAAGGCUACCAAGAGCUUCUUGCACAAAAGAUCGGCAAGGAUAAUCCCCGCCUCGUCAAGCUGGGAUGCCAGACCCAUAUCGAACGCUUCCAGUGGGCUCUCGCGCAGAGUGACGAGAAGACACGAGCCAUGGGCCGCAGUCUAAAGGAUGAGUGGAACAACAAUGUCCGGCCGUCGCACAUUAUGGGUUUGAUGGAGAUUGGACUCGCUACAGAAGGGAUGAAACUCGCUGAGCAGUAUCAUGACAUGUCCACACUCGUCAACCUGAUUUGGGAGGAGACGACUUGGCUCGAGUCUGAAAAAGCAAGCACACGCAGCAAGAUGGAGCAGGCCGAAAGCACUGUCAAGCUCAACCGAAUCAAAGAGCGCAUUGCGCGAUACUUUGAGGUCUAUGGCGAUGACUGGGCUGAUGCAUUCUACUCAAAGUACAUCCGACAAAACCAAGCCGGCCAACUCUUCACAAAAGAGUAUCUCAACCAGCCGGCACUCACAAGGUUUUUGCGAGCUGAACCGUCGCGGGUGCGGCUUGGGUGGAUCAACGAAGUGUGGGGUGAGAAGAACUACGAGGCGGCAGCCGAAGCUCUCUACGAGGCGGGAUCGAAACAGGAGACGAACUCAUGGUGCCAGCGUGUGGAGCUUUCCAUGGCCAAGCUUGCUUUACUUUGCAAGAAGGAAGCAAAACCCGGCCAUGAGCAGCAACUACUGGCUGAUGCGCGCCGAGAGAAGCCAAAGGCGCUAAAAGUACGCGAGGCCAUGUUUCAGAGCAUUGAACAGCAGUUGGAGUACACCAAGAUCCAAGAGGAGGUCUACGAGCGGCUGCUGCCAAUCAUUACGGGCGCUCUGGACGAGGACUCGGCCGUCGAUUUGUUGAUGGCAGAGUUUGGGCAAGGGCGUCUGAGGGACCGACCUGCGCACCAGUCCAUCCUUAGACAAGGCUUGGAGAAUCUCGUCCGUCACCAGGUCAUCGAUCCGGCACUUAUGAUUGACAUUCUUACUCUGAUGAACGCAGACGACAGUGAGGAUGGCAUCACUUUGCUGCAAGGUGACGAGUUCAUCUACGCUUUCAGGGUUCUACUGGUCAACUGGAACAACAUCCACCGAACGACGCGUGACGGGCUCGUCAAGCUUGUGUGGAAGCGCCUCUUGCUCAAGGAUGACUGGGCCACCAUCAACAACACCAAGGAGAUUACCGACGCCAAGAUCAACGAAAUGCUGCAGGACACUGCGUUAGUAUAUACGUUCCGGGAAUUGGGUAGACUAUGUGCUGGCAAUAGUUUUGCGAGAGUCGUCUUGCCCAAGAACUUGCAAGAGCUCCUUGGCGCCGGUGGCACACACGGGGAACUAUGCGUCCGCUUUGCGGCCGAAGACCUCCGGGAGCCCAUUAUCAAGGAUAACCUCCUCGACGACGAUACGCUCCGCGAACACUUGGACAAGAAUAGGCUAGUCCAUUGGUUCUCGGCGGCGUACCAAGCGGCCAAACUGGUCAUGUCUGAACAGGGCAAAUCCCAGAAUGGGCCGGCGGGCGCUCCGAUGAUGGGGAAUGGGGUAGCACCUGAGACAAGGACGGAAGCGGAGGCGGACCUGGACCGGGAAGCAGCUGGUUCGGACACGUUUGACGGCGAUGAUGAGAGCGCACUGGAUCACGACGACGUUGAGAUGCGCGACUUGUAA
Molecule: messenger RNA, 4842 nt
Organism: Pyrenophora tritici-repentis Pt-1C-BFP
Lineage: Eukaryota; Fungi; Ascomycota; Dothideomycetes; Pleosporales; Pleosporaceae
Source: RefSeq, a predicted model, not a curated record